Prinia subflava (tawny-flanked prinia) is the source of this 4502-nucleotide messenger RNA. RefSeq names its product secretagogin, EF-hand calcium binding protein (gene SCGN). The record is from RefSeq and is a predicted model, not a curated record. Gene Ontology annotation, molecular function: calcium ion binding. NCBI's taxonomy places the organism in Eukaryota, Metazoa, Chordata, Aves, Passeriformes, Cisticolidae. Gene Ontology annotation, cellular component: cytosol; terminal bouton; dendrite. The transcript has 11 exons. Gene Ontology annotation, biological process: regulation of long-term synaptic potentiation; regulation of presynaptic cytosolic calcium ion concentration. Bases 121 to 942 code for a protein of 273 amino acids.
UGGGGCCGCCCCCGGGGCGGGGCCGCCGCCCUGAAAGCCGGGCCGGGCGGCGGGGCCGGGGCAGAGGCUGCGCCGCCGGGUGAGGGUGAGGGCGAGGGCCGGGCCGCAGGAGGCAGCACCAUGGAGAGCGGCGCCGACGGGCGCCUGGACGCCGCCGCCUUCCUCGGGGCCUGGCGGCGCUUCGAUGCCGACGACAAUGGUUACAUAGAAGGGAAGGAGCUUGACGAUUUUUUUCAUCAUCUCCUGGAGAAGCUGGGACCAGAGAGCACCAUCACAGAAGAAGAAGUUCAGAGGAUGAAGGAGCAAUUCAUGUCUGUCUAUGAUGUCACCACAGAUGGACGCUUGCAAAUCCAGGAGCUUGCAAAUAUGAUCUUGCCGGAUGAUGAGAACUUCCUUCUGCUUUUUCGACGGGAAACUCCCUUGGACAACAGCGUGGAAUUCAUGCGGAUCUGGCGCAGUUACGAUGCUGACAGCAGCGGAUUUAUUUCGGCCAGUGAACUCAAAGAUUUCCUGCGAGAUCUCUUUCUGCAACAUAACAAGAUGGUUGCUGAAGUAAAGCUGGAAGAAUAUACUGAUACCAUGAUGAAAAUCUUUGAUAAAAACAAAGAUGGACGACUGGACCUGAAUGACCUGGCAAGGAUUCUGGCACUCCAGGAAAAUUUCCUUCUACAAUUUAAGAUGGAUGCUUGCAGCACAGAAGAAAGGAGGAGAGAUUUUGAGAAGAUCUUUGCACACUAUGACGUUAGUAAAACAGGAGCACUUGAAGGCCCAGAAGUGGAUGGGUUUGUCAAAGACAUGAUGGAACUGGUCAAGCCCAGCAUUAGCGGGGUGGACCUGGACAAGUUCCGCCAGAUCCUGCUCAACCACUGCGAUGUGAACAAGGAUGGGAAAAUUCAGAAAUCUGAACUAGCUUUGUGCCUCGGGCUGAAAAUUAACCCAUAGCUGGGAAAGUGCUUGUGGUGUGUUUCCUUGAAAGAUUUGCCUGCUGCUCCUUGUAGAAGUGUGUUCUGUGCUGCUGUGGGAGCGGGGGGCAGCUGAGGCACCGUGCUGUCAGGCUGGAAAGUGGGAUUUGCAUGGGAGCCUCCUCACUCCACCAGCUCCUUUGUGAUGUUCACUUGCUGCUGCCUCUUGUGGAUCCCCUUAGCAAUGUCUCUGCCCACCAGCAGAUGAGCUGCUCAGAAGAGAGGUUGCUGUUCUUCUGUCCUCAUGAAACACUGCCCUACCCAUUCUUGUAGGAUAGGAACAAGCACCUCCUCAAAAGCAUCCCCUCAGUGUUCUCAAAGUGCAGCUACUGUUCCUGAUGGUCACUUUAUAUGUGUGAAGUUAGUACUUUGGUGAACAUUGUGCCUUGUGCAUUUAAAAUAUUGGAUGGAUGACAGUGUAUUUGUGCAGAAAUAAAAUGGCUAUUACAGAAAUUCAGUAACAUCAAAGUUUAUGUGUUAUGUACAGAAAGCCAUCUGCCACAGGCUGGCAGACUGUACAUAAUAGCCUUUUAUGUAACAUGCAUCAAACAGCAAGAGCUUUUGUGAUGCCUAUCACUUGUGGGGUUUAAAUCUGCAAUGGAACACAGUAGGUCUUUCCCAUGGGGAAACCACAAAGACCAUGUGUGGUUUGUGUGUCACCCUCACACAUGUCACCCUCAGGAUGAAACCACAAAGUAACAUCACUUCUGGAGGACACUUCGCCUCUGACCCAAACUGAAAUAACCUUCAAGCUUUCAAUAAACUGGAAACCUGGAAGGACAGAAACCAAAGUUCCUACACAUGCUUGAGGGUUUUUUCAGAUCUGUUAGAGUUGGUAGAUACUCGUAACCCUUAUUGAACCUAAAACUUCCUAUCACUCCUGUACCAUGGGUACAGUCCCAGAGCCCAAUGGCAAGAGCAUAAUUUCUGCCACAUUUUCCUAUUCCAAAGGCUCUGACUGAAUAUUCAGAAAGUUUCAUGCCUACACUAUCAUGCUCAUAUAAUUCUUUCUUCAUUUCCCAAGAGAAAAUUGGGAAGGAGGGCGAAAAUUCCUCACAUUUCACAAUUUCUGUCUCCUAUAUAUGACAGACCCACACUUGACACUACUAGGGUCUUUAUGGUUAUGUUUUCCACACCAGGAAACACAAUGAAACAUUCCCAUUAUACUCAAUUUUGUAAAAAUUGAUCAGAAAUUGCCUUCGGUCAACAUAAAUAGAGAUGUAAACAUGGAUUACAUAAAGCUCUUAAGAACAUACACAAUUUAUGCUCAUUUUCUAUUUUCAUUGAUGAUAAUCUCACAGACCAAACAAGUGCUAAGUGCUUGUUUAACCCCAGCACAGAGCUUGGGCUUUAAAUUCUAAACUGCUUUUUAUCACCCUGGCAGCAACACAGAUCACAAACACAAUAACAGAGCUUUACAAUGGUUCACAAAAACCAUAAACAAGGAAUCAGGCCUUAGCAUUAACUCCUUAAGCCAGCAGGGGUGCAGUUUUACUCAUGGAUGCUCACACCCCUCUAAGGGAAGAGCUGUGGUCAGGAGUGCAGGACCACCAACAGAGAAACCCCCCAUACUGCUGUUUACCAGACAUGAUUUAUCACCAUCUUUGAACAAACUUAGCAGGGUACAACAGCUGUUGUUUUAUUGUACCUCAAAUAGGAUGUAGGAUGUGACUGAUCAGCAUAAAGUGUUAUGCCUUUAAGUACAUUCUUCUGUUUUUCUCUCUUCCUUCAGUCUUUAUAUCAUUCAAAUUGUUAUUAUUCUUUUCUUAAACUACAAUUUUUAUUCCUUUGGAUAUGGGAGAUAUUUCUGUACCAUUCCCUUAGAUAUAUUUCCCCAUAUAAAUGUAGGGUCUUUUUGCUCUUUGUAUUUCCCAGUGAUGGCAGGUCCAUUUUGUUUCCCCUCUGUUUAACCCUACUCAUAUCAGUAGAACUUUUUCUUAUCUAUUGAAGUAUAAAUUGAAGCAUAUCCUGUCCUGCCUCACCAAAACUACAGCAUCUGAUAUCCUAAAGGAACAAUUAAUUUUUGAAGACUUUAUACAACCACAGCUCUCAUUUCAAGAAUUAUAGAACAUUUACUCUUUAUUGAAACCCUAUGCUUUUCACAUCCUCUACAGCCAAUAGUUUUUAUUCAAUGGACACUGAGUAGUAAUGAAUUUGAGAUGUCAGUGUCACAGUGUAUUUUGCUCCUUUUGUACAAGUCCGGGGUUUAUUUUUUUUAAUAUUGAUUUUGACAGAGGCUUCACACAACUAGUUUUUCUAGCUUUUAAUAAGUGAAUGCCUAGCCUCCAGUGAGUUUAAAACAGCAUUUUACAAAACAUUAGCAAGAAGUAAUUUGUAAUCAUGGAUUAAAAGGUUAUAUAUAGAACUUAGAGAAUGAGAUUUCAUGAUACUUUUUAGUUAGUUAGUUUUCCAUUCCCACAAGGGUUUGUGUUUUUUUAUUGUGUCCCGGCCAGAAACCAGAGAGCAGGAAAACAGACAUACAUGCUGUCCUGUUUGCAAGGACCAUAAGGGAGAGCUAUAUCCCAGUGGGACUACUGCCUCAGUGAGCUGCAGAUCCCCUCUAAACAAAACAAAAUGUCAGGUGCAAUGGGAUUUGAGCCCACAUUACAAAGGUCAGUGAGGGAAUCACUAGUGAGACAUCAUUUUAUAAACUUGUAGCCUCUGAAAGUCAACAUUAAGGCAGGAAACAGGCAUCUUGAGUCUUCUUGCAGAGAAGACCCGUUCCUUGCAGAGCUUUUUUUGGUUUUUUAUGUUUUGUUUUUGUGGGCUUUUUGUUGUUGUUGGUGGUGUUUUUUGGUUGGUUGGUUUUGUUUCUGUUUUGAUUUUGUUUGUCAUUUGUUUGUUUUUAAUUAUUAUUUUCACUUCAAUAAUAAAUGAUCUACUAGGUCCUUUGGUCUCAGGGUCUGGUAGUAUCAACCUUUUAGUUUCCUGUAGAUAUAAAGCUGGGCAAUGCAUCUGAUAAAGUAUAGCUGUUUUCCAUUUUCCAGAUUUGAAGGGUAUUUCUAUGUACUUCUAUGUACAAAACACAAGAUUGUAAUUCACAUUUGAAGGGUUACACAAAAAAUACUUGUUUUGCAUUAGAUAUAUGAAAACAGUAACAAUUUUUUUGGUUAUUGCUCGCUUUUUAGGAGGCUGGAUCAUGGUAACUAGUAUUUGAAAGCAGAAAGUGAACAAAAAUCUUUGCAAAUAUAGUUUUCCCUAGAUAUUUUCAUGUUUUUCUUUAGAAAACUGGAGUUAAGGGAUUCACAGUUUCCUGUCUCUUCAUAGUAUACAAAUCUAUUGAAAUAAACUUAAUUGGCUCAUCAUACUUCAUAGACGUAUUUCCAAAGCACAUUUAGCAGCCACAGGUGUAGUGGUCAGUAUGCACAGUGCUCCCAAAUGUGCAUUUUUAUGCUUGGUUUUCUUCCUUUGCUUGUUUAACUGGCAAACUCCUGGAUAUGGAAAUCAGUGUGUGAAUUUCCUGAGAACAAAGCUGUUCCUUUGCUUCCCUUUUCCCUCUGAGUUGAAUGAGAUCAUGCCCUGUUCUCCUGUCAUGCUCCC